CGUUUUUUCUGUUCACUGUCUGUGCCAGCAGGAUAGAGUGUGAUUUUAUUUCCUUUUAUUAUUAUUAUUAUUAUUGUUGUUUUUUUUUUCUGUAAUUGUAAAGCCAGAGACAGACGGGAAUCCACUCAAUUCUUAUUGAGACAAGCUGAGCAGGCUUUAUAAGCUUUAAAACAUGUCGUUGGCGGAUGAGUUGCUCGCUGACCUGGAGGAGGCAGCUGAGGAAGAAGAGGAGACUCUAAUAGGUGAAGAUGAUUUGGAAAUGAUUGAAGAGGUGGAGGAGGAGAUGCAGCUUGACACGAAUGCAGAAUCUGUGAAGAGUAUAGCCAAGCUAUGGGAUAGCAAGCAGUUUGCAGAAAUAUUGGAGAAAAUUGACGUAUAUGUGAAAAAGCAACCAGACACAUCUGAAGUAAUGGGUCCUGUGGAAGCUGCUCCAGAAUAUAAAGUUAUUGUCGAUGCAAACAAUCUGACUGUCGAGAUUGAGAACGAACUUAAUAUUAUUCAUAAAUUUAUCAGAGACAAAUAUUCAAAAAGGUUUCCAGAACUGGAGUCAUUGGUUCCAAAUGCUUUGGAUUACAUAAGAACAGUAAAGGAACUUGGAAAUAGUCUGGACAAAUGCAAAAACAACGAGAAUCUGCAGCAAAUCCUGACCAAUGCCACUAUAAUGGUUGUGAGUGUGACUGCUUCCACCACCCAAGGGCAACAACUGACAGACGACGAACUAGAUCGCAUUGAGGAAGCGUGUGAUAUGGCUCUGGAGUUAAAUCAGUCCAAGCACAGAAUCUACGAGUAUGUGGAGUCACGGAUGUCCUUCAUUGCCCCCAAUCUCUCCAUCAUUGUAGGGGCCUCCACUGCAGCCAAAAUAAUGGGGAUUGCUGGUGGUUUAACAAAUCUCUCAAAAAUGCCCGCGUGUAACGUCAUGCUUUUGGGAGCUCAAAGAAAGACCUUAUCUGGCUUCUCCAGCACCUCUGUGCUUCCACAUACAGGCUAUAUCUAUCACAGUGACAUUGUGCAAUCCUUGCCCUCCGACUUGCAUCGAAAGGCAGCAAGAUUGGUUUCAGCCAAAUGCACAUUAGCAUCACGUGUAGACAGCUUUCAUGAGAAUCCUGAAGGAAAGGUUGGUUAUGACCUAAAGGAAGAGAUUGAAAGGAAGUUUGACAAAUGGCAAGAACCUCCUCCAGUCAAACAAGUGAAGCCUCUUCCUGCGCCCCUUGAUGGGCAAAGGAAAAAACGUGGAGGACGCAGGUACAGAAAAAUGAAAGAACGUCUUGGGCUGACAGAAAUUCGUAAACAAGCCAACCGAAUGAGUUUCGGCGAGAUUGAGGAAGAUGCAUAUCAGGAAGAUCUGGGCUUCAGUUUAGGACAUCUUGGGAAAUCUGGCAGUGGAAGAAUUCGACAGGCCCAAGUCAAUGAAGCUACUAAGGCCAGGAUCUCCAAAACAUUACAGCGCACAUUGCAAAAACAAAGUGUGGUUUAUGGAGGAAAAUCUACGAUAAGGGACAGAUCGUCUGGUACUGCGUCCAGUGUAGCCUUCACACCACUUCAGGGUCUGGAGAUUGUCAAUCCUCAGGCUGCAGAGAAGAAAGUGGCAGAGGCAAACCAAAAAUAUUUUUCCAGCAUGGCAGAAUUUCUCAAAGUGAAGAAUGAGAAAAGUGGAACUAUGACAAAUUGAACCAAAUUCAUCUUUCGGAUUGGGUGGACUGUAGUUGUGAAACUAUCGAAAUGUCGGUAUUGUACAUGGGUAUUGAUGUCGCUCUAAAACAAAAGGAUUUACAGUUAUCACUUCAACCAAAAAUAUAUGCUGGUUCCGUUACACCCAAGGGAUUUGUGAGAUGUCUGAGAGAGAAGGGCAUCUAAAUCCAUCCAUUGGAUCUUUGUAAAGUGUUUAGUAUAGCACAAAGGAACAAUUUUUUUUUUUUUUUAAUUAUCUGAAGAGUCUAGAGGCAUAUCUAGUGUCACGUUUGCAGUAGCAUACUUUUAAUGCAAGAUACAUACUAUGAAAGUAUAUCUUAUUAAUACAAGUCCAGUUUUGUUGAAUGAUGUGUGCAAUGU
Pelobates fuscus (common spadefoot toad) is the source of this 2049-nucleotide messenger RNA. It is a transcript of the gene PRPF31, whose product is annotated as pre-mRNA processing factor 31. The coding region runs from base 173 to 1669 and encodes 498 amino acids. Gene Ontology annotation, cellular component: U4 snRNP; precatalytic spliceosome; U4/U6 x U5 tri-snRNP complex. Gene Ontology annotation, biological process: mRNA splicing, via spliceosome; spliceosomal tri-snRNP complex assembly. The transcript has 14 exons. The record is from RefSeq and is a predicted model, not a curated record. NCBI's taxonomy places the organism in Eukaryota, Metazoa, Chordata, Amphibia, Anura, Pelobatidae.